UUGUUCCGCCGGCCGGCAAAGCGCUGAACUAAGGAAAGCGACUGUCGUGGUUGAGAGAAACCUGACCGGGCAGCACACGCGUGGUCAUGUGGAGGCUGCUGACGCGCGCCCCCGCGCCGCUCCUGCGGAUGCACUUUUUAGAGUCUUGGGCAGCCCUUCCCACCAGUGCUGGUCUAAAGACGCUCCUCCCAGUUCCAACUUUUGAAGAUGUCUCCAUCCCUGAAAGGUCCAAGCUUAAAUUUGUUGAAAGAGUCCCACUUGUGCCAAAAGUAAGAAGAGAACCUAAAAAUUUGAAGGACAUACGAGGGCCUUCAGCUGAAGCCACUGACUUUACAGAAGGCAGUUUUGCAAUUUUGGCACUUGGAGGUGGUUACCUCCACUGGGGCCAUUUUGAAAUGAUGCGCUUGACCAUCAACCGCUUUAUGGAUCCCAAGAACAUGUUUGCCAUCUGGCGAGUACCAGCCCCUUUCAAGCCCAUCACUCGCAAAGGUGUUGGGCAGCGCAUGGGGGGAGGUAAAGGUGCCAUUGAUCACUAUGUGACACCUGUGAAGACUGGCUGCCUUGUAGUAGAGAUGGGUGGACGGUGUGAAUUUGAAGAGGUAAAGGGUAUCCUGAACCAAGUUGCUCACAAGUUACCCUUUCCGGCAAAGGCUGUGAGCCGUAAGACUCUAGAAAAGAUACACCAAAAUCAAAAAGAAAGAGAACUUAACAACCAAAAUCCCUGGACCUUUGAGCACAUAGCCACUGCCAACAUGUUUGGCAUACGGAAAUUCUUGAGCCCAUAUGACUUGACACAGAAAGGGCGAUACUGGGGCAAAUUCUACAUGCCCAAGCGUGUGUAGUGAAGCACAAGGAACAUGUGCUCAGCCUCCUGAACGACAAACUACACGUUUACUGUCCUGAGGUCUUUGGUGGUUCUUGGAUCCUAACUAAGCACAUGAGUAAGUGACUUCUGAAAAACUGUGUCACCUGGUUGAUUCUAAGUAAAGUUUGAAUGUAA
This is a messenger RNA of Mus pahari (shrew mouse), 1000 nucleotides long. It is a transcript of the gene Mrpl16, whose product is annotated as mitochondrial ribosomal protein L16. Gene Ontology annotation, cellular component: ribosome; mitochondrial large ribosomal subunit. Bases 87 to 842 code for a protein of 251 amino acids. The transcript has 4 exons. Lineage: Eukaryota; Metazoa; Chordata; Mammalia; Rodentia; Muridae. Gene Ontology annotation, biological process: mitochondrial translation. Gene Ontology annotation, molecular function: structural constituent of ribosome; rRNA binding. The record is from RefSeq and is a predicted model, not a curated record.